Messenger RNA from Quercus lobata, 462 nucleotides. RefSeq lists its product as uncharacterized. The coding region runs from base 1 to 462 and encodes 153 amino acids. The transcript has a single exon. The record is from RefSeq and is a predicted model, not a curated record. Lineage: Eukaryota; Viridiplantae; Streptophyta; Magnoliopsida; Fagales; Fagaceae.
AUGCCACAGGUGGAAGCGUAUGAUAGUUCACGGGACCUGCUCGACCAUUUGGAGUCUUUCGAAACUCUUAUGCACUUGCAAGGAGUUCCGGAUGAAAUCAUGUGUUGGGCAUUCCCCACCACGCUUAAGGGACAAGCAAGGGUAUGGUUCAACAAGCUAGCCCCCAAUACCUUAUCCACUUUCAAGGAAUUGAGUGGGCAUUUCGUCACCCACUUUAUCGGAGGCCAGAGGUACAAGAGGUCCUUGGCGAGCUUGUUGAACAUCAAACAACAAGACGAUGAGAGCUUGAGGUCAUACGUGACUCACUUCAAUAAAGAAGCCCUAUUAAUUGAUGAGGCCAACGAUGGACUCCAAUUAGGAGAGUUCCUUUUCUCCAUAUACAAGAACAACUCAAAAAUGAUGGUCGACAUGUUAUACAAGGCUACCAAGUACAUGAACACAGAAGACGCCAUGAUUGUCUGA